Molecule: messenger RNA, 1254 nt
Organism: Ostreococcus lucimarinus CCE9901
Lineage: Eukaryota; Viridiplantae; Chlorophyta; Mamiellophyceae; Mamiellales; Bathycoccaceae
Exons: 1
Coding region: 1-1254 (417 amino acids)
Biological process (GO): proteasome-mediated ubiquitin-dependent protein catabolic process
Cellular component (GO): proteasome regulatory particle, base subcomplex
Molecular function (GO): ATP binding; proteasome-activating activity; ATP hydrolysis activity
Source: RefSeq, a predicted model, not a curated record
AUGGAACGACUGACGACGACGCGCGCGGUGUGCGAUGACGCGCAGAUGCCGGCGACGCACGCGAACGCGAGCGGGGCGACGACGACGAGCGAGGGAUCCUCGACGACGACGGAUCUGUACGCGCGACUCAAGUCGCUUCAACGCGAACUGGAGCUGGUGGAGAUUCAAGAGGAGUACAUCAAGGAUGAACAAAAGAACUUGAAGAUUGAAUUGCUCAGGGCGCAGGAAGAGGUGAAGCGGAUACAGAGCGUGCCGUUGGUGAUUGGACAGUUUUUGGAGAUGGUGGACGCGGAGACGGGGAUCAUAUCGUCGACGACGGGGUCGAAUUAUUACGUGCGGAUUUUGUCGACGCUGAACCGGGAGCUGUUGAAACCGUCGAGCUCGGUGGCGUUGCACAGACAUUCGAACGCGCUGGUGGAGAUUUUACCUCCCGAGGCGGAUUCGUCGAUUUCUUUGUUGAGCGACGCGGAACGGCCGGAUGUGAAGUACAGCGACAUCGGGGGGGCGGAUGUGCAAAAGCAAGAGAUUCGCGAGGCGGUCGAGCUUCCGUUGACGCACUUCGAUUUGUAUAGGCAGAUUGGAAUCGAUCCACCGCGUGGGGUCUUGCUGUACGGACCACCCGGGACGGGGAAAACGAUGUUGGCCAAGGCGGUGGCGCACCACACCACGGCGGCGUUUAUUCGCGUCGUCGGGAGCGAGUUCGUGCAGAAGUACCUCGGCGAAGGGCCGAGAAUGGUGAGAGAUGUGUUUCGAUUGGCGAAGGAAAACGCCCCAGCGAUCAUCUUCAUCGACGAGGUCGAUUCCAUCGCGACUGCGCGUUUCGACGCGCACACCGGCGCGGAUCGUGAGGUGCAGCGUAUUUUGAUGGAGCUCUUGAACCAAAUGGACGGAUUCGAUCAAACGGUCAACGUCAAAGUAAUCAUGGCGACGAACCGUGCGGAUACCCUCGAUCCGGCGUUAUUGCGCCCCGGUCGUCUCGAUCGAAAGAUUGAGUGCCCGCAUCCCGAUCGUCGUCAAAAGCGUUUGGUGUUCCAGGUGUGCGUGAACAAGAUGAGCCUCAGCGACGAAGUAGAUUUGGAGGAUUACGUCAGUCGACCGGACAAGAUCUCCGCCGCGGACAUUCGCUCCAUCUGCCAAGAAGCCGGGUUGCAAGCCGUUCGGAAGAAUCGAUACGUGGUUUUACCGAAAGACUUUGAAGUCGCGUACAAGACGAACGUGCGCAAACCUGACAACGACUUUGAAUUUUACCGAUAG